AAAAAAAAUAGACUUCUCCUCCUGCACUCUCCUUCUCCUUCUCUGGCCCAAGAAGAUCGAGUGCAACUAAACAACGCGUUUUCGGCACUCGAGACACAACAAUGAAAGCCUUCGGUUGCCCCUUGCUACCCGCUGCUCUGCUCGCUGCUGCUCCCGCAGUGAGUGAGCCGGUGUGGUACUGCCCUCCUGGGAGCGGGGGGACGUGCUACAGCAUCGCCAUCCCCGUCUCGUCGGCGAGGGCCGGGUCCGGCAACAUCUACUUCCGGAUCAAGGCCCCGACUUCGCUCCAAUGGGUGGCGUUGGGCACCGGUGAGGGCAUGGUAGGUGCCAACAUCUUUCUGAUGUACCAGGACGGUAAGGGGAACGUGACCCUGUCUCCGCGUCUGGGCGUCGGGCACAGCGAGCCCAUGCUCGACACGAGCAGCACCGCCGCCCGGUUGACUCUCCUCGCCGGCAGCGGAGUUAGCGAGGACGGCUCGACCAUGACAGCCAAUGUCGCGUGCUCCAACUGUGAGUCCUGGGACGGGGGUGAAAUGUCUCUCCAGAGCAGUAGCUCGGGUUGGAUCGGCGCCUGGAGACAGGGCCCGUCGCUGGCAACGACGGACCGAGCCACCACCAUUGAUCAGCACGACAAUGUUGCCCAGUUCCGAGUCGACCUGACCAAGGCGACCGUCAGCGCCGACAGCAACCCUUUCCUCUCGACCGGUACCGACGAAGGCGGCGAUGGGUCCGAGCCUGGUGCGGGUCCGGACUCCGGUCCCGGUAGUGACCCCGGCUCUAGCGGCGGCUUUACCCAGAUCUCGGGGUCUUCAAAGCCCGCCGUUCUCGUGGCCCACGGCAUAAUCAUGGCGCUCGUUAUGGGCCUGUUCUACCCUCUCGGUUCGACCAUCAUGCCGCUCAUUGGGAAGUGGUGGGUGCACGCUGCGUGGCAAGCCGUCGCCUUCUGUCUCAUGUGGGCGGGCUUCGGACUGGGCGUCGUGGCGGGCCGCAGGAUUCUUGGAGACCCGUGGAACGAGACGCAUACCGUCUUCGGCGCCGUCGUCAUCUGCCUGUUGGGCAUUCAGCCCGUGUUUGGCAUCCUGCACCACCUGCAUUACCUGAAGGUCCAACGCCGCGGCCUGAUCAGCUAUGUGCACAUCUGGUGGGGCCGCAUUCUGAUGGUGUUGGGUGUGAUCAAUGGCGGGCUCGGCCUGAAGUUGGCGGGAGAGGAGGACGGUCCCGUCGUCGCGUACAGCGUCAUCUCCGGUGUCGUCUUCCUGGGUUACCUGGGCUACAAGCUAUGCCGAUUCUUCCGCCAUGGGACGUCCGAGACCCAUAAAAUGGCAGGCGAGGCGCCUGCUGCGGCCUGAGCCGUGCCGUGGCAUCCGUUUGCUACAGAGAGCGCUUUUGUUUGCCCUGCUUUCUUUCUUGUCUUUUUUUUCUUCUUUUCUCCUUCUUUUGCUUCCUUGCUCUUCUUAUUCUUCUUUAUUCUUCUUCUUCUUGGACCUAUGGGAAGAGUUAUAGGAAGCGAGAGGGAACGAUGUAGAUGCCUUUAAUCAUAAAAGCAAUUCGGGUUUGGGAUCUGUAUCAUCGAUCAUCCUCAGCUCCCCAAUUGGUCAAUGCGUAGUGGAGGAACGUAGCUCCUGGGCAAAGAGCUGGGCAGCGGCGUGCUGCUUCAUAUGCUCAUUGAUUGUACCGUGUUAACCCGGGCAGCCUUGAGUUACACCUACCAGUGACUCACGCCUAGCGAAAAUAAGAAAGAACGAUUAUCA
Molecule: messenger RNA, 1751 nt
Organism: Thermothelomyces thermophilus ATCC 42464
Lineage: Eukaryota; Fungi; Ascomycota; Sordariomycetes; Sordariales; Chaetomiaceae
Exons: 3
Coding region: 102-1349 (415 amino acids)
Source: RefSeq, a predicted model, not a curated record